Antechinus flavipes (yellow-footed antechinus) is the source of this 5671-nucleotide messenger RNA. RefSeq names its product forkhead box N3 (gene FOXN3). The coding region runs from base 2522 to 3979 and encodes 485 amino acids. Gene Ontology annotation, cellular component: nucleus. The record is from RefSeq and is a predicted model, not a curated record. The transcript is spliced from 7 exons. Gene Ontology annotation, biological process: regulation of DNA-templated transcription. NCBI's taxonomy places the organism in Eukaryota, Metazoa, Chordata, Mammalia, Dasyuromorphia, Dasyuridae. Gene Ontology annotation, molecular function: DNA-binding transcription factor activity; cis-regulatory region sequence-specific DNA binding.
CUCUACAACAAAACUUUGUUAAGAAGCAAAGGGAAAUGCAGUUGGCCCUUCCAAAUGAAGACUAACAACAGAUAAUCAAUGAGAACUAAGAUCUAUGUUGGGAGUGUGGGAAAUGAUUGUAUGUGUGAGUUCUUGUUUGAGUUCAAUCCUACAUAAGGAGGGGAAAAAAGGUAUGGUAGAAAGAAAAGCUGUCCAUGAUGAAUAUGGAAAUAUUUUUAGAAAUACUGCACAUGUUUAACCUAUAUUGGAUUGCUUGCUGUCUAGAGGAGGAGGGGGAGAGGGAAAAAAUUUGGAACCCAGGCUUUUGCAAAGGUGAAUGUUUAAAACUAUCUUUGUUUGUAUUUGGAAAAAUAAAAUACUAUUAAAAAAAGAAAGAAAAGCUAUUAGUUGAUUGGGCAGCAUCUUGGAUGUCUACCAAAGUAUUAACUGUGGCAAUCCCAAGGCUGCCAUAGGAGACUUUCUAUGUCAGUUGCUAGAUUGUUUUACUCAGACACAUCUUCUCUUAUUAGAUACUUGAUUUUGCAGAUAUUGGGGGGUUAGUUGGUUAGUGUUACAAGAAACUCUUCCUGGUAGGUGUUAAAUAUUGAACAAUAAUUCGUCCUCCCUGUUUAGAUUAAAUCUUGAACUAAAGCUGACUUUCUCUUAAGUCAUUUAUUCAAUACUCAUUUAUUAAGUGUCUGUUAUGUUUCAGAUUCUGUUCUGACUCCUGGGAAUCCAAAAAAGAAUAAGUGAAUAGUCCCUGUUCUGAAGCAAUUUAUAAAGGGAGUUUGGCAUUUAUAAAGCAGAGAUGCAAUGAUAUAUUGGAAAUGGCAAAUAAUUCCACCGAAUUUAAAGAUGGAGAGAGUGAAAGGGAAUGAUUUUGGUAGGGGGGAAAUUUAUAGCAAAAUUCCUGAGGCAAAGCCUUAGAAAAUUUCUGGACUUGUUAUUUCUCUGAAGUAUGAGACAAGGACUUUUCAAGUCCAAAGCUUGGAUGAAACGUGGCUAGAUGGCCAUAGAGAAUUGGGUCUGGAUUAAGGAGAACUUAAGUUCAAAUCAGGCCCCAAAUACUUACUUGCUGUGUGACCCUGAACAAGUUCACUCUCUGCCUCAGUUUCCUCAAUUGUAGUAAUAGUCAGUUUUUUUUUAAUUAAAUGAAAUAGUAUCUGUAAAUUGUUUCAUACAGUGAUGGGCACAUAAGUGUUUGAUAAAUGCUUAUUCUCUUCCUUUCCCCACCUAAAAUUUAUCUUUAUUUUUCAUCUAUUGUGGAUCUGAAAAGACUUGUUUUUCUAAGGGCACCAGGUCAAGGUGAUAUUCUAUCCUAAUGCUGUGACCAUCUGAAGAGGAACAUGGUUUAAUUUUUUCUGGGUGGGAUCUAGCCUUAACAUAGACCAAAGAUAGACUCUUAUAAUAGCUGUGAAAUAAGGUCUUUGUUGGUAGCUGAGAAUUUCUCAACAAAUAAACCACAGACAUGAACUUUCUUUUUCACCCACUUCCUUUGCAAUUAACAUGUGAGUUAGGGUGCCAACAAAAGUGCCAUUAUUGACCCAGAGAAUUUUUUUCCUAUGGUUAUUGAUUGGUUAUAUUUCAUAUUCUUUGACCAUUUAUUUGUUGGAAAAUGACUGCUGUUAAUAUAUAUUUGUAAAAAUUCCAAAGAAAUUUGCAAAUAUUUCCCCCCCAAUUGUUGGCUUCUUUUGUUUAUGUGAAAGCUUUUCAAUUUUAUGUAAUGAAAAUUAUUGAUUUUUUUGUUCUCAUCAAUAUUAUUAUCUACAGUUUAGCUUGAUUAGUCGAAUUCUCUCAUUGAUAGUACUGAGACAUAUCUUCUUUUCUGCUCCUCCUAUUCAAUUAUAAAAUGAUCUUUUAUAUCUAGAUCCUGUAUUCUUUUGAAGCUUUUUGUGAUAUAUGGUAUAAAAUGUUAGUCUUUACCUAAUUUCUGAUAGGCUGUUUUCCAAUUUUCCCUGAAGUUUUUGUUAAAUAGUAAAUUCUUACUCCAGUAGUAUAAAUCUUUGUUUUUAUUGAAUACCCUGACAAUAUGUGUGGGUGCUUUUAAAUUUUUCAGUACAUAAUUUGUUCUGUUGAUCAACUGUUAUUUUUUUUAAAACAAGCAGCAAAUAAUUUGGAUGAUUAUUUUAGGCUCAUUUCUUUUUCCACUUUUUUUUUUUUAUCAUUAUUAACCUUAAGGUUCUUGAUCUUUUUUUUUAGACUCCAUAUGAACUUUGUCAUUUUUUUUUAAUUCUUUAAAGUAAUACUCAGGAAGUUUGAUUGAUGAAGCAGUAUAUUAAAUUAACUUAAAUAGUAUUGAUGUUUUAUAAUAUUGGCAUGACACAACUAUGAACAAUCCAUCUAUCUCCAAUUAUUUAUCUUUAUUCCUAUAAGUAAAGAGUUUAUUUACUUGUAUAAGUUUUGUUAUGUCUUAGUAUAUGAAUUCCCAUAUUUUUAUAUUUGCUAGUUAUUUUGUAGGUAAUUUCUUUUUCUAUCUCUCCCUACUAGGUUUUGUUGGUGAUAUACAAAGAGGCUGAUGUGUUUUGUUGGAACCUCCACCUAAAUGGGUCCAGUCAUGCCUCCCAGUAAGAAGCCAGAGGGCUCAGGAAUUAGUGUUUCCAGUGGCCUGAGCCAGUGUUACAGAAGUAGUGAUUUGUCCAAGUCCCUUCAUGAUGACGAUGACCUCGACUUUGCCUUGCCUGCCAUCCGAUUAGAAAAGGGGGCGAUGGAAGAUGAAGAGCUCACUAACUUGAACUGGUUGCAUGAGAGUAAGAACUUGCUAAAAAGCUUCGGGGAUUCAGUCCUCAGAAGUGUCAGCCCUGUUCAGGACAUUGAUGAUGACACUCCCCCAUCUCCUGCUCAUUCUGAUAUGCCCUAUGAUGCCAGGCAGAACCCCAACUGUAAACCUCCUUAUUCUUUUAGCUGCCUCAUAUUUAUGGCCAUUGAAGACUCUCCAACUAAGCGACUACCAGUAAAGGAUAUAUACAACUGGAUCUUGGAACAUUUUCCAUAUUUUGCAAAUGCACCCACGGGGUGGAAAAACUCAGUGAGACAUAAUUUGUCAUUGAAUAAGUGUUUUAAGAAAGUGGAUAAAGACCGAAGCCAGAGUAUUGGAAAAGGGUCCUUGUGGUGUAUAGACCCAGAAUAUAGACAAAAUCUCAUACAGGCCUUGAAAAAGACACCCUAUCACCCAUAUUCACAUGUGUUUAAUACACCUCCCACAUCUCCUCAGGCAUAUCAAAGCACAUCAGGUCCACCUAUCUGGCCGGGAAGCACCUUUUUCAAGAGAAAUGGAGCCCUUCUGCAAGAUCCUGACAUUGAUGCUGCCACUGCCAUGAUGCUUUUGAAUACUCCCCCUGAGAUACAAGCAGGUUUCCCUCCAGGAGUAAUACAAAAUGGAGCCCGUGUUCUGAGUCGAGGUAUGUUCCCUGGAGUUAGACCACUGCCAAUCCACCCCAUCGGAAUGGCGGCUGCUGUGAGGAAUGGUGUGACCAGUUGUCGGAUGAGGACAGAAAGUGAGCAGUCCUGUGGCUCUCCAGUUGUUAGUGGUGACCCAAAGGAAGAUCACAAUUAUAGUAGUGCCAAAUCUUCCAAUCCCAGGAGCACCUCCCCAGCCAGUGACUCCAUUUCUUCUUCUUCUGCUGAUGACCAUUAUGAGUUUGCUACAAAGGGCAGCCGUGAGGGCAGCGAGAUUAGCUUCCAGAGCCAUGAGAGCCAUAGUGAAACUGAAGAGGAUGACAGGAAGCAUAACAGAAAGGAGACCAAGGAUUCUUUAGCUGACAGUGGGUAUGCGUCCCAGCACAAGAAAAGGCAGCAUUUAUCCAAGGUGAGGAAAGUCCCCAGUGAUACACUGCCCCUUAAAAAGCGACGCACGGAGAAGCCCCCAGAGAGUGAUGAUGAGGAGAUGAAGGAAGCAGCUGGAUCUCUCUUACACUUAGCAGGAAUCCGAUCCUGCUUGAAUAACAUCACCAAUCGGACGGCAAAGGGACAGAAAGAGCAAAAGGAAACCACAAAAAAUUAAAACAAAUCACUGAUUUGUUUUGAACUUACUAAAAAAAAUUUUUUUUGUUUCAGCACGUCAGGAGAAUUCUAAUGAUUUGUGGCAAUAUCAACAAUUUUUUUUCCCUUUUGGUUUGGUUUAGGGUUUUUGUUUUUGUUUUUGUUUUUGUUUUUGUUUUUGUUUUUUUUGGACCCUUAAAAUUUUUUAUUUUUAAAGGAGAUUGAAGCCAUAGAACUCAUACUGACACUCAGCUGUUUUACAAAAGCUUUUCAUUAUCUGAAGACAAAACCAUAAAAGCCAAAAUUUACAUUGCUUUCUCCAGCUUGUCAGAAGUACAUGGUUGAAUAUGCUGUGACACCCGCUUUAAUGCAAUGGAAAUACAAUUUGGCAUCAGUUACUCCUUGGGUCCUAGAGGAAAUGUGCACAAAUCAGUCAUUGGUUAGGCCUAACCCCUAGGAUUAAGAAAUUAAAAUGAUCACACGAUUGGGUUAAUGAAUUGAAUGUGAAUAAGGAGAUUUGGGGAAAGCAGGAAACCCUUCCGUCUUGACAGAACCAAGAACCUGCCAGUGGCACUAUGGUUUCCAGUGAUACCGUUGCAAGUCUGGAGUUGCCACAUGUCAGGCACAGUUGUUUUCUGCUUUUACAUACCCUUGUGGCUUGAAAAUAUAAAGACUGAUGCCUUUUAAGUGGUGGAAACUGAAUUGUGUAUGUGAUGAGUUUCAGUGAAUGAUGAGAAGAAAUAGGGCAAAUUGUUAGAGAUUUCGCUAAUCAUUGAAUUCUGUAUUCUAUAGUAGAUUCAGAAGCCAUAAACCCGAAGAUUGGCACUGCAUACAAAAAAUAACAAUAAUGCAGAGAACAAGCUAUGUCUUCUUAACUGCCUGAGUGAAAAGCAAUCAAGUCUAAGAAAUUACAGUAGAUAUUAAGGAAAGAAAUAAUGAUACAGAUCUUUUUCUGUGGAUCAAAAAUAUUUGAUCUAGUUUAAAAAAAAUUAGAAGCUACAAAACCUGCCAUUAGUAUUAUGAUGUGUUAAAAAAAUUUUUUUUUGUUUUCAAGGCAUAUUGGUGGACAAGAAAAUAAAAUCUACCAAAAAAGAGCUCCUAAGCUGCCCUCAAAAUGGAGUUUGCAGUUAAUGUCAGUCAGGAUUCAUCUGUGCAAAAAUCAUUGAUUUCCAGAUUCAUCCAGUGUAGCCAGCAAGAAUAUUUGAUCCACAGUGCAUGGAUUCCUUUGAGGAAAACAAAACAAGAAAUCACAAAAAAAAAAAAAAAAAAAAACCCACAAAAAAAAAACACAAAAAAACACACAAAAAAAAAACCACACAAAAAAACAAAACUUUUUUUUAUUCAAAGAUAACAAAGUUCUUGUAAGGUAAAUAAUGUAUUUAGCAUGAAGCAUGAAUUAUUUUCAUAUAAAUAUAGAAAAUAGAGAAAAGGCUAUGCCUCUAAUUUUUAAGCCUUUAGGCUUAGAAGUUUUUUGUUUUUUGUUCUGGUUGGGUUUUUUUUUUUUUUUUUUUUUUUGUUAUUGUUGUUGUUGAUUUUUUUUUGUUUGUUUGUUUUGUUUUAUUUUUGGUUUUUUGAAGCAGGUGUUUAAGGUUUAACCUUCUUCAGGGACAAACACUGACUGUUGGGGAAUUUACUCUGCAAUAUAUAUAAAUAUAUAUAUAUAAAUAUAUAAAUAAACUCCACGCUCUGGUAGGGCUUGGAUGGUUGAACUAUA